AAGGAAUCAUGAAGUACCUUCUCGUUGUCGGUGUCGUUGCCGUAUUGGUCGUCUCUGCCUUCGGAGCGUCCUCCGAGUCCGAGUCCGAGUCUGUGGAGCCUCCUCCGCAGCCCGAGCCAAAGGACAGGCACUAUACAGGCGUCAGAGGGAGACGAAGUCCUCAAGAAAUGCCUCCAAAUUGUCCUCCUCCACAUGGUCCACAUCCACGUGGUCCACCUCCACAUGGACCACCACCAGACGGAAUCCCCCCAUGUGGACCAUUCGGAGACACAGCUGACGCCGCUGACGCAGCGAUGAACACAACGUCCACAGCCGUGGACUCUCAGAUGAAAAACAAGAGGUCUGCCCAGGACCCUGGACAGGUUGCUAACCAGGCACGAGAUGCUGCAAUGCUUGCUGCUGGUGCAGCAAUGGAUGCUGCUGGUGCAGCAAUGGAUGCGGGUGGUGCAGCAAUGGAUGCGAGUGGUGCAGCAAUGGAUGCAAUGGCCAACACGUUCAUGAACCCUCAGAUGAAAAACAGAAGGUCUGCCCAGGAUCCUGGACAGGCUGGUAAUCAGGCAGGAGAUGCUGGUGGUGCAGCAAUGAAUGCAAUGUCCACCACGACCAUGAAUCCUCAGAUGAGAAGCAGAAGGUCUGCCCAGGACCCUGGACAGGCUGCUAACCAGGCACGAGAUGCUGUAAUGAAUGCUGCUGGUGCAGUAAAGGAUGCUGCAAUGAAUGCUGCUCAUGCAGCAAUGAAUGCGGGUGGUGCAGCAAUGGAUGCAAUGGCCAACACGUUCAUGAACCCUCAAAUGAGAAACAGAAGGUCUGCCCAGGACCCUGGACAAGCUGCUAACCAGGCUCGAGAUGCUGCAAUGAAUGCUGCUGGUGCAGCAAAGGAUGCUGCAAUGAAUGCUGCUGGUGUAGCAACGAAUGCGGGUGGUGCAGCAAUGGAUGCAAUGUCCAACACGUUCAUGAACCCUCAGAUGAGAAACAGAAGAUCUGCGAUGCCCUGCAGACAGGGUGAUGGUUGCACCCAGGGAGGAGGAACAGGAGGCACAGGUAAUCCGGUGGGCCAAAUGAGCAACAUGAUGGGUCAAAUGGCAAACAUGCCUAACCCAAUGGGAACUAUGAUAGAUACUGCUCGUAACAUGAUGGGAUGAACUUUGGAGGUUGGCCACUCGAGCUAGUCGAUGAUACAAUUUUAAGGAUUUAUUUGUAGUUUAUUGAUAUUGUACGAAUAAAUGCAUUAG
Messenger RNA from Dufourea novaeangliae, 1232 nucleotides. Its product is annotated as circumsporozoite protein. The transcript has 3 exons. NCBI's taxonomy places the organism in Eukaryota, Metazoa, Arthropoda, Insecta, Hymenoptera, Halictidae. The record is from RefSeq and is a predicted model, not a curated record. Bases 9 to 1142 code for a protein of 377 amino acids.